AUGGUGAUAACCGGGCUUAUUCUCGGGUCGCUGUUUCUUAAAUCCGGCUACGACGCGGAAGGCAUCACGAACCGCGCGUCGUUCUUCGCGUUCGCGCUUGCGCUCCUCUUGUUUACGUCAACCGAGGGCCUUCCGAUCUUCCUCGACGAACGGCAGAUCUACAUCCGCGAGACGUCGCGCGGCGCGUACUGCACCGGGUCGUACGUGCUCGCGGGAGCGCUGGUCUUCCUGCCGUUCCUCUUCCUCCUCUUGCUGCUCUUCUCGUGCGUCGCGUAUUUCAUGGUCGGGCUCGCGGCGACGGCGACCGCGUUUUUUCGGUUCGUCGCGACGGUGUUUCUCACGCUCGCGGUGGGGAAUUCGUUUGUCGUGUUCUUCGCGGCGUUCGUGCCGAAUUACAUCACCGGGAAUACCGUGGUCACGGCGAUCACGGCGUUCUUCUUCCUCUUUAGUGGCUUCUUCAUUUCCAAGAACAACAUUCCACCGUACUGGAUCUGGAUGAACUACCUCUCCACCUUCAAGUACCCCUUGGAAAUGCUCACUCUCAAUGAGUACGGCUCUCUCCCGUCCGUUUGCUGGGAACACCUCGUUAAGAUCGACCCCACCUCGCCCUGUAUAGUCUCCUCCGACAACGUUAUUGCGCGAUUCGAUAUGGCGGAUAGCAAGUUCUGGGAGUCUGCAGUGGUGAUGGUGUCGUUCUUUAUCGGGUACAGGAUCUUGUUCUAUUUUUCCCUAAGGUACCAGAGCGCCCUCGUCCGCAAGUGA
Molecule: messenger RNA, 762 nt
Organism: Closterium sp. Naga37s-1
Lineage: Eukaryota; Viridiplantae; Streptophyta; Zygnematophyceae; Desmidiales; Closteriaceae
Source: the annotation of a GenBank genome assembly